Molecule: messenger RNA, 1714 nt
Organism: Morone saxatilis (striped sea-bass)
Lineage: Eukaryota; Metazoa; Chordata; Actinopteri; Moronidae
Gene: cacul1
Product: CDK2 associated cullin domain 1
Source: RefSeq, a predicted model, not a curated record
AGCGGGUUAAAUAAUUUAAUCUUGCUAAUUUUCUAGACUUUAAAAUUGUUAUCGGACUGAAUUAAUCAGAUUCUGGUACCGAUAGUUUUUUUUUUUCGUUCCUAAUUUGCGCAUGCGUAGUGCUGCCUAUGAGGUUUCUACCGUUAAAUUAACGGUCACUCUGUCAACCGUCGGCUCGUUAACGGUUAACGUUAGUAUUUAACGUUACACGGCGGCACGCGGUCAAACUGACCGAAACGAGGCUGGGAACUUUAUUUGUUUACUCUUUGGAACUACAUUUCCCAGUUUCCCGCUGCUGGCUUUGUUUACUCUUUAGAACUACAUUUCCCAGUUUCCCGCGGCUGUCCGGUGAUACGACGUGUCGUAAAAUAAAAAUCAGUAAACCACGGCGAAACCGAGAUGGACCCCUCCGAAGGCGGCUGACAGCUCGUUGAGUCUUUAUCCUCCGUUGUUGUCGGUGAUGUUUAUGUAACGGUCGGGUCCCGGUGUACGGUAACGGUUGUAAAACAUGGAGGCCAUGGAAGACGACAGUUUGGAGCUGAAAGACGACCACAACCACAACAACUACCGCGCGAGCAGCAGUGGGAAAGUCCGCGCGGAUGCAGCCACGGUCCCGCAGCCCGUCUGUGUGCCGGUGCCGGUACCGGUGCCGGUACCGGGAGGAGAACCGGGGAGUCGACGGGGGAAAGUGUGGUCCGGUGGCUCCGGAGGGUCAAAGUUCAUGGACUCGGAUUCAGGUAGUGAGAGCAGCGAAGUGAGCGAGACCGACAGCAGCGCGGCUGCACCGACAGCUGCGGAGGGAAAAUUCACCCUCGAUGCGACUUCUAAGUUCCGUAAGUUCAAUCAGAACCAAGCGAUGGUUUUUUCACUACGCGGAAAAAACUGGCCAAGACCUGGGAAGGCCGAUCGACCCGUCUUGCUGAUCCAGAAUCCCACAGACCACAUCUCGGUUUCUUACGCACAGAUAUGACAGGAACACAGCACCUGAGCCGGGGCACAUUGAGGAUCCUACGUCUACAAGUGCGUUUGUCAGAGCAACUCGGAGCUUCUUUACAAACGUUUGACGGUAAAAAUAAGAAUCAUCUGCAGCAAGGUUUCCACUCAUCUACAACCAUGUCCACCUGAGAACUUCAUCGAGAACUUCAAUGUUGUCGCUACGCGUACACGGCGUCUCUUUCAGUGUAUAGUUCCUGUGUUCAAUGUACUGAACAAGUUCUAUAGCAUCGAGUCCAAGCUUAAACAGAGACCUAGGGAGGAUCUGAUGAAGCUGUUCGCUGAUCACGUCGCAGAGAACCACGUGACACAUCUGAUUUCUCUCCUCAUCGAAGCUCAUUCCAUGCCCUUUCAAGUGAGCCCAUUCUUACAAUGGCAGUGUGGUAAAGGCCUCUACAGCCUCCGACCAGGGAGCUACUCGCUGUUUUGGCCCAGUUGGCCGCCGGCUCUCUUUCCCGGCUUUUUCCCCAAAUCAAACCCUCCGCUGUGGAGUCUUCAGUCUCUGCUGCCCGACUACGCCCGGCUUCACGACCAGAAGUUGCAGCUGGGAGCUCUCCAUGAACGGCAGUUUCCUCGAAGGCCGACCAAGUCUCGAAAACGGCCAGCGCACGGAAGCUCCUUGAUAGCAGGCAGCCGUGCCCGCCGUCGCCGGGAUUCGUUGCAGAACUUGCUUACUGCUGGCGCUCCCGCAAUCUUUUUACCACAAUUAACAAGGGUGUGA